This is a messenger RNA of Penaeus vannamei (Pacific white shrimp), 6512 nucleotides long. NCBI's taxonomy places the organism in Eukaryota, Metazoa, Arthropoda, Malacostraca, Decapoda, Penaeidae. The record is from RefSeq and is a predicted model, not a curated record.
GCCUGGGUGACGGUGAGGCGAGCUCGGGAAUCUGGCUCAGUCGGUCCCUCAGACGCGCCGCAGAUCUCGGGGAGGGAGUACGUCGCUGCGUGUCGCUCCCUCGCGGCCUAACUUUGACUCCUAUUCAAGUGGUUCAGCGAAAGUGCAGACCACGAUAACCCCUUCAACUAUGCAUGACAAAUGAGCAGCAUGACAACAUUACUAUAAUUUUUGAAAGAAUGUCGUUUUGAAAGAAUGUCACGUCGCCGCUAAAGCUUCUGAAAGAAUAAACAGCGACAGUAAAGAAAAAAAAUCCAACUUCUUUCCCUUAAGAUUACGCAGAUAAACACAACAUUAACGCGCGAGGCAGUGUUACCACAAUGAGAACUUGAAAUGUGUGAAAUUUACGAGCGAGAUCCCCACGGACGCCUGAGGGAACGGAGAGAGGAACACGGACGUCGAGGUGUGGCAACGAUGAAGCCAGGAUCCUCGUCUCGGGCAGGAGGAGGCGCAGAAGGAGAAGGAGAAGGGAGAAGACAGCUCAGCGCGACUCGGGAAGGCGCCGCCCCUCACGCGAGAAUCCUCGGUCGCUUCGCCCCCUUCCGACUCUCUCCGAUGCCCUGCCUGCUGGUGCUGUCCGCGCUGCUUCACCUCGCCACGGCUUCCGACGUCAUCAGAAUAGGUGGCUUGUUCGACCAGUACGACGAGCGGCAGGAGGUCGCCUUCCGCUACGCCGUCGACGCCAUAAACAGCGACCGGAAGCUCCUUGCGCAUGCGCGGCUCUCGGCGCAGAUCGAGAAGAUUCCGCCGAGCGAUUCCUUCCGCGGGUCGAGGAAAGUUUGCUCUUUGCUCAAGACCGGAGUGGCAGCGAUCUUCGGUCCCCAGUCAGGCCAGACAUCAGCUCACGUGCAGUCGAUCUGUGACUCCCUGGAGAUCCCUCACAUCGAGAACAGAUGGGACUUCCGGCUCACGAGGGACGCCUAUUCGGUCAACCUGUACCCGCACCCGUCGACGCUGGCGAAGGCCUACAUGGACGUCCUGAAGACCCUCGGCUGGCGGAAGUUCUGCAUCAUUUACGAAAACAACAACGGCCUCAUUCGCGUGCAAGAACUUCUGAAGGACCAGAGCUUCCAGAUUAGCCUGAGACAACUUCCUCUCUCGGAUGACUACAGACCGAUGCUGAAGGACGCGAAGAAGGACGGCGUGACCCAUAUCGUCCUCGACGUCGAGAGGGACAACAUCUUCACCGUCCUGAAGCAGGCGCAGCAGAUCGGGAUGAUGACGUCAUAUCAUAACUAUUUCAUCACUUCUCUGGACCUGCACACCGUCGACCUCGAGGACUUCCGCCACGGGGACACCAACAUCACAGCGCUGACGAUCGUGGACCCGGAGAACCCGUUGGUGCAGCAGGUGAUCCAGGACUGGGUCUUCGGAGAACUACGCCACGGGAGGAACGUCGAGAACCCGGAGAACACGCUGAAGAACAGUAAUAUGACCCAACCCAAGACGGAAGUGGCACUCAUGUACGACGCCGUGCACCUCUUCGCCAAGGCACUGGACGACCUCGACCGCUCGCGCCACAUUGACAUCACGCCCCUGGAGUGCGACGGAGACAUCACGUGGGUGCACGGGAACUCGCUCAUCAACUACAUGAAGUGGGUCCAGGUGAACGGACUGACGGGACUCAUCAAGUUUGACACGGAAGGCUUUAGACGCGACGUGACUCUCGACAUUGUGGAGAUGAAUAAGGAGGGACUCAACAGGGUCGGCAAGUGGGGACCCGACAGCGGUGCCAACUAUACCCGAACGUACAGUGAGAUCCAGCAGGGUAUUGUGGAGAGCUUACAGAACAAGACGCUUAUUAUCUCAACUAUUCUCGCUUCCCCGUACACGAUGCUCAGGGAAACCUCCGAACAGAUGACAGGAAAUGACCGCUACGAGGGCUUCUGCGUCGACCUCAUCCACGAAAUCUCGGAGAUCAUUGGCUUCAACUACACGCUGAAGUUGGCCGACGACAGCAACCACGGGAAGUUCGACCAGAAGCUGCAGAAGUGGAAUGGAAUGAUUGGCGAACUUCUCGAUCAGAAAGCUGACCUGGCAAUCGGCGAUUUGACAAUCACUUACGAGAGAGAGCACGCUGUCGACUUCACGAUGCCCUGGAUGAACCUUGGCAUCAGCAUCUUGUACAGGAAACCGACCAAGAAGCCCCCGAACCUCUUCAGCUUCCUGUCUCCGCUCUCGCUCGACGUCUGGCUCUACAUGGCGACGGCUUAUCUCGGCGUGUCUCUGCUCCUGUUCGUGCUGGCGAGGUUAAGUCCCUAUGAAUGGAUCACAUCCUUUCCAUGCAGAGAAGAGGAAGAAAAGUCAAUGGAAAAUCAGUUCAGUCUCAACAAUUCGCUAUGGUUUACAAUGGGCAGCCUACUACAGCAAGGCACUGACCAGCAGCCCAAAGCGGUCUCCACCCGCAUCGUCGCCGGGAUCUGGUGGUUCUUCACCCUCAUCAUGAUCUCCUCGUACACCGCCAACCUCGCCGCUUUCCUGACGGUGGAGAGGAUGGAAUCGCCGAUCGAAUCCGCGGAGGACCUCGCCAAGCAGACCAAGAUCAAGUACGGGUCCAUGUACGGCGGCUCGACGUGGAACUUUUUCAGCUCCUCCGAAGUACCGACAUACCAGCGCAUGUUCAGCUUCAUGGAGUCCCAGAACCCGAGCGUGUACACGAAGUCCAACGAGGAGGGCAUGAAGCGAGUCCUCAAGGGCGACGGUCAGUACGCCUACAUGAUGGAAUCCUCGAGUAUUGAGUACAUCACGGAGAGGUACUGCGACCUGACCCAAGUCGGCGGACCACUCGACUCUAAGAGCUAUGGUAUUGCUCUGCCACCUGGCUCGCCCUACACGAACACCAUCUCGGAGGCAAUCCUGAACUUGCAAGAGAGUGGAAAUCUCCAAAAGCUUAGGACGCGCUGGUGGAAGCAGAAAAAGGGAGGGGGGAAGUGUGAAGAUGACGAGUCGAAGAGUUCAUCAAAGGCCAAUGAACUCGGGCUGAACAACGUCGGCGGAGUGUUCGUCGUUCUGCUGGCCGGCAUGGGACUGGCUUCGGUCGUGGCGGUGUGUGAAUUUGUUUGGAAAUCAAGAAAGUUGGCAACCGAGGAACACGCUUCCGUUUGGACAGAGAUGAGUAAGGAACUCAAGUUCGCCCUCUCCUGCGACGCGUCCUCCAAGCCGGUAAGGAAGAAGCCGCAGGACCAAGAGAACAACGGGCCAUCCUAUCUCUCCGUGAACACCUACGGCUCCACCUACACCACCUCACAGUACUCCUUCUCGUCCAAGGACCCGCUCUCCUGACAACUGCCGGACCUUCCAUCACACGCCUCCCGCGAGAAGCUGGGGCCUGACGACAUCCCGACGCCCCCCCUGGCUGCCAUCAGGGGGGCGCAGUCCCUGGACCGCAUUUCCCGUCGGUCCGCGCCCCCAGCGACCCCGGAGGCGGCAGCAGAGGAACAGCAGGAAGGCAACCUGCAGUCUCCGGACUUGCCCUUCCAGCUGAUUUCCACCGUAUGACGCUAGGGGAGCCUGGGUCACCGCCGGUCGCGUCACACAGCGAUCACGCACAUCGCUCGAUCACAACUCUGAUUUCUUGACGGAGCUUCGUUCGUUUUUUUUUUUUUUCGUUCAUUCGUUUUUAUGUUUUGGUUUCGUUUCGUUCUGCGAGGCUCGAGAGACGGAUUCCAAAGAGCUUCGCCAAAAUUGUCUCCUAACUACGGCGCAAUUAAAAAAAAAAAAUGAUUUGGUUGAGGUCGAUAAAUUACGUUUUUUGCUUUUAAUUUUUUUUUCUUUAACUUUUCCGUGUACAUAAAGCGUUGAUUUUCCUUACCCUUAGUAGUCGAGUGUCCAAAUUCACAUAAGGUGCGGUAUUUAGCUUCACAUGAUAGUUUGACAUUGCUUUUAGUGAUAUUCCUCUAUAAACGAAAAGAAAAACUAUAAUCUUUGCUAUAUAUCUUGUUAUUAACUUUAAUCAUAACCAGAGUUGCUAACCAUAUGAAUAUAUCCGUAAAUAGCAGAUAUCUAGCUGACCAGCGGUGACCUAGGCAAUCUAGCAUAAAGUUGUGUGACUGUCUUGUCGUUCCCUGAAUUAUCGAAAUCCUGCGUGACAAAUCAUUGACACUUUGUGACUGUAUGAAUUCGAGUACUGUGUGAAGGGACCUCUUCUUCUGAUGAAUGUACUGUGCAAGUCAGUCGGCACGUCAGGCUCCGGAGGCGCUCGUGUUGCAGAGAAGCCGUUACUCGUUGCACACCACUGGUGACAAUGCCGAAAUCUCUUCAUAUUGUGUCGGUGGAGUCUUUGUCUGUGUUCAUUGUGAUAAAAAAAAGCAAAAACAUUCAGCGAGAAGAAACUCGAGGAGACAAGGAAAAGGAUUACUGCCUGUUAAACGAAGGGUGCUGUUACAGUAACAGUCAACGUGUAAAAUACAUGGGAAUGAACAUGCUCUUCUGAAAUAGUUGUUUUGUUGAUAUGACUUUCUGUAAUAAAAAAACAAAAACAAUUUUCACUGAAAACACCUGAAAUUACCUUUUGUACUGAAAUGAAAAAAAUACGUGUAAAUAUGUGAAAAAAGUCUGUGUUUUAGGUGCUCUUAAUGAUUUACUGGGAUAGUGAAUACUGUUGUAUCUUUAUUGUUUGGAAAUCAUUUUACAUUUUAUUCCCUAGUUUUCACAAAUUGUUCUUUUAAAUCAUUGUGGCGAAAAGAGACAAAGAAGCAAAUGAAGCAGAGUAGAAGAAGCUCCAUUAUGGGAAGGUUUUAUAUGAAUGAAAUAUGAGAAAAAAGAAAAAUUAACUUCCGGUGUCACCAGCACACUAUCAGGGACCAAGCAUAUUCAUUCAGAAAGAGUGAGAGAGAAAUUCACAUACAUAAAAAAAAAAAAAAAAAAAAAAAAUAUGAUAUGAAAGAAGAUAGGAUUUUACAAAAUAUCUAAAAAAAAUACAUGAGCUGAAACAGGAGAGGGGAAACUGAACCAAGAUCCAGUCUGAGAUUGAAACAUUAAACGUCUCAAGAUUUUAUAUAAUGAGACGUGUUUUUUUCUGUGUUCUUUGUUUACCUAUUGUUUUGGGCAUUAGACCUUCAUAAGUUAAUAUUAAGAGAUAUAUUUUUACUAACAGAUCUUGAUAGAUAUAGGCUAAGAAUCCAUAUAUAAAGAGGAAAAUUGUUCCACUCAAACUCUGGACAAAUUAUGGUCAUUAUUAUUAUGGAUUACUAUUAUUAUUAUUAUUGAUACUAUUAUUAUUGGUAUUAUGAUUAUCAUUAAUAUCGUUUAUUAUAUUACAUUAAUGAUGAUAAUGACAAGUAUUGUCAUUAUCAUUAUUUUUUAUAUUAUUAUUAUCAUGAAUAUCAAUAUUACAGUAUGAUUUAUGAGGGCCACAUGUAGCAAUAAUCGUUUUUUUCUUAUGUCAUCUCAUUAUUUUACUUUCUUUAUUUGCAAUAUUUUUCCAAGAAUUAUUUUUCAUAUGGUUGCUGCUACUACUACUACUACUACUUUGUUGUUCUCAUUACUAUUAUUAUUGUUCUUAUUAUGAUUAUGAUUAUUAUUAUCAUUAUUAUCAUCAUUAUCAUUAGUCUCAUCGUUAUUAUCGUAUCGCAUUUUCGGCAAGGACCAGAGUUUCAUUGGCACAUAUAUCAUGGAACAUCUCAUCGUUUAUAAAGACAUAGAAGAAUGCUUGUUUCUGCUUCGCUAACUUUAUAUCACGCAUCGCAACAAACCGAAUAACUUCCUUUUUGGUUAUCACGCUUCAAUGUUGCUUGUCUUUGAUUUUGGCAGUGUCAAUUGUUUUGAUAAGACGUCAUGCAAUCAGUGUUUCGCGAAAGGCGAACUUGCUAGAGUCGGCGACAAGUAAUAUGUUCAAUUUAGCAUGUUACAUUUAGAUUUGAUUUUUAUUUUUAUCUACUACGUCACUUUACGCGUCAGUCAUUUGUUUUGCGCACACAUGCAAUGUUUCGCGGGUAGUGAAAGGUACUUUACUUUCGAGAAUUGUACUAAAAAAGGUAUAUAUUUUUUGAAACAGGGCACAGUCAGUGUUUUUUUUACUUACUUUUUUCUUUUUUUUUUUUCUUAACACGAACUACAGACGUUAAAUUUUGUUAUAGUUAUUGGCAAUACAAGAAGAGAAGAAAGAGAAAAUAGUGGAAGGCAACACAAGAAAACAAUAUUUUGAAAGAGAGAAAUAAAGAGAAAAAAGAACAGUAUACACCAGAAUCCUUGCUAGACAUACCUUUACGUGGUAGAAGGCUGACGAAAUUUCCGUUUCUUUGUCAUCCUGUGUGCGUAUUAUUUCCUUUGUUUAUGUCAUUUGUGUUAUAUUGAAUGUCAUGUCAUGUGCUGUUGUUUACUUGUUGAAUGAGGUUCUGUGACUAGGAGAUGGUAAGUUGUAAACACAUCUCUGGGGUCGAUUCAAUAUAUGAUUUUUAUUAACCUCUGUAAUAUGAUGCUAUGUACUCUCUCAUUUGUAUACGAAAUGUUUCAAAAUAAACAGAUUUAAAUGA